Molecule: messenger RNA, 1392 nt
Organism: Heterobasidion irregulare TC 32-1
Lineage: Eukaryota; Fungi; Basidiomycota; Agaricomycetes; Russulales; Bondarzewiaceae
Exons: 10
Coding region: 1-1392 (463 amino acids)
Source: RefSeq, a predicted model, not a curated record
AUGGUCGACAAACUGUGGGACCGCCGCCAGAAAUCUAUGGAAGCCCCCACCAGUGCAAAGCAACAACCGCACAUCGAGACGGUGCUGACACUUUCAAAUAUCGAUGUAACUGGAACGUCCUCGCCGGCCACCACGCCCCAUUCGUACCCAUUCGAUACCCUACCGACUCUGGUAUCGCGCGUGAAUCCCCACUCCGUCAUCUGCGAUGCUGGCGUCAAGCUCUAUCACGAGAUCACAUCGGGGCACUCAGGGCUCUCGCAGAUACGAGCCGCACUCGACGUUUGCAUCAUCACCUUGGACUCUUCUACAACUACCAUCCCCCGACGCAUGUCCGAGGCUGCCCCUCCGGCGCCGCUUGCGCCCAUGGGCUUGCCUCCGUCCAUGCGCGCGAAGAAGGUCAUCCUUGGCUCUGGGGGCGGCGGAGAUCGCGCCGGCCUCGGUCCGUCCGAGGCACUGUGUGAGACCGAGUAUGGGGCCCACCGCAGGCGUCUCUCGCUCGCUUGGCGGUCUUCUUGUUUGGAGAGUGUCAGGAAGCGCGGGGGGUGGGCUGCGCGCGUGCUCAAUGACGGCCAGCUAGGGGGUUAUGCGGACGAAUUGCCGCAGACACUGGACGAGCUGUCAUCCCGAAAGCUCGGAGACCCCCGCUCCAAUUCCACCUCUGUACUUGCAGACCCAAAACGAUGCCUCGUCACACAGGAAUCAGGACCAUCGGUCAUGCCGUGUUAUCUGCUCAACCCGCGCCUCUGGCAGUUCAACGGGAUGCUGACGCGCCUCGAAUGGCACUGGGGGAUGAAGUACUCGUCGCUAGAGCUGAAUGUGGAGGCGAACAUGAUUUAUCUUCGUCAAGAUUUGUUGGAAUCAUUUGACAGCAACCGCUGGCUGCUUCUCCCACCCCCUGAAAUGGUAGACAGAGUCUGGGCUCGCUAUUUCAUGAUAGAUCUCAAAAGUCCGAUCCAACAAUCUCCUAUCGAGUCGAUUUAUGAAGGUGGUGAGGUCUUUGAAUAUCGAUUGUUUCCAUUGGACAAGGAUCUUCGUCCAAUAAAACGAUUCGAUGAGCCAGACUCGACCAAUCGGUCUUCGCCACUCAAUGCCGACCCCACCGAGGAGAACUCUACCCGCCAUUCAUAUCCAUUUGACAGUCUACCAAUCCUCGUUUCCAGUGUCCGACCCCACUUCGUCAUCCUCGACUCGGCUGGAAAGCUGUUCAAUCAGCCAUGGAUAGUUUCGACCGUGGUGCCUUCACUUUGGCCGAUUUCCGAGUACGAUGCCAGCCACAUGCUUUGGCACCUCGAAUUCGUGUUUGGCUUGAAAUUGAGGCGCCCCCUGGAUUUGCGUCUACGUCGCGCACUCCUCUGUGGGCGUCUGCUCUCGACGCGGGUGCAUGUCUGCUGA